Messenger RNA from Grus americana (Whooping crane), 1448 nucleotides. RefSeq names its product galanin receptor type 1-like. Gene Ontology annotation, molecular function: G protein-coupled receptor activity; peptide binding. The transcript has a single exon. Gene Ontology annotation, cellular component: membrane. Gene Ontology annotation, biological process: neuropeptide signaling pathway. The record is from RefSeq and is a predicted model, not a curated record. Lineage: Eukaryota; Metazoa; Chordata; Aves; Gruiformes; Gruidae. Bases 1 to 1329 code for a protein of 442 amino acids.
AUGAAUUCCUCCCCCCCCGCCCCCGGCGCCCCCCCCGGCCCGCUGCAGCUCUGGCAGGAGGAGAACCAGACCCAAGGUGGGCUCUGGAACGGGAGCCAGGAGCUGGGCUGGGAAGAGCUGGAGAAGAUGCUCUUCCUCUUCGCGAAGGAGCCCGUCACCAUCAGCCUCACGGCGAUGUACCUGGUGUCCUUUGUGGUGGGCUUUGUGGGCAACAUCAUGUCCAUCAGGGUGCUCACUCGGAAGCGCCGGAGUCGGGUGUCCAGCCUGAGUGCCACCCGCAGCCUCCUCAUCAACCUGGCGGUGUGCGACCUCAUGGUGGUGUGUGUCUGCAUGCCCAUCACCGUGGGCAACCUCAUCUACAAAGCCUGGGUGUACGGGGACUUCCUCUGCCGGGCGGUGCCCUUCAUCCAGGCUGUUUCUGUCUCUGCCAGCGUCCUCAGCCUGACCGUCAUCAGCGUGAACCGGUACUACAGCGUGCACAACCCACUCAACGCCCGGUCUUUCUUCACCCAGAAAAGGAUCCUCAGCACCAUCCUGGUGGUGUGGCUGUUGUCCUCAGGGAUAUGCAUGCCCCUCAUCUUCAUGAACAAACGGGAUGAGAUCGGGGUGGUGGAGGGCUUGCCUCUGGUGUUUUCCAUCUGCAGGGAGAUUUGGCCUCAGGAGAGGCUCAAGCAAGCCUACAACUUUCUGCUCUUCUGUGCCCUCUACUGCCUGCCAGUCCUGUUCAACAUGGUCAUCUGCUUCCUCACGGUGCGCCGGCUGUGGAGCCGCAGCAGCCAGCUGAAGGAGAGCACUGCCCUGAACCGAUCUCUGCCAGCUUCCAGGCUGAAGAUCCGGAAGAAGGUAGCACAGAUGGUGGUGGCCCUGGUCCUGCUGUUCGCAAUCUCCUGGCUGCCUGUCUACCUGAUGGACAUCUGGAUUGAUUUCAAUAUCCCUAAAUCUUUGCAGGAUGUGACUCCUUCUCCUUGGAUCCUGCAGCUCAGACCUUUUGCCCAGUGGCUUGGCCUCACCAAUUCCAGCCUCAACCCUAUAUGCUAUUGCUUUGUUGGGAACCUCUACAGGUCAGCCAAGGAAAUGAAGAGCAAAUACCACCAAAGAAUGGUCUCUCUCUUUAACUUUUCUCUGUCUGAAGGGACAACCCGUUCCUCAGUCCCAGAGCUGCUCUCUUACCGGAGCUCAAUGGAGCCUGCAAGGAAAGGAUCCUCCGCCACCCCCACCAUGGGCAGGAGAUGUCAGGAAGGUCAUGGCCAUAAGAACAAGUGUGGACGCUUGAACUCCUGCCAGCAUCCACCUCUGAACACUGUCUCCAGUGAGAACACUUCCUUGUAAUUCUGCUCAGGAAGAGCACCUCAUACCCUCAUCUGCAUUUAAUGACUCUUUAGAGGUCUUUCUGAACCGGGUAUUUUAAUGGUGGGGAAAAACUUUCUUCUAAUCACUCCCAUGACCAG